UCCAUCAGGUCCAAUUCCGCUCAUCCUCUCCAUGAGACAGUGGCAGUGCAAAACAGUUCCUUUAGUAAAAGAUUAUUACACCCAGCAUGUAAGAAGGAACGUUUCCGGAAGGUCUUUUAUUCCAUCUGUCAUAAGACUCUAAAACACAUCGGUUAUGAAACGUUGUGCUACCAAAUCACUUCAACAAAAUUAAUAAUUCAAUACUUGAAUUUAAUAAUGUGCAUUUUCCACUGUACAUUUGUAACAAAGUGUUUUAUUCUGUAGUGAGGCACCUCUUGGCCUCAUUGAUUGUGUAGCUCAUGGGUGUGUGCAGUUUUGGCCCUUAUGGCAUGACAUUGUCAUCAGUGUGAUUUAUUUAUUGUAUUUAUUUUAUUUUGUAUUAUGUUAUGGAUGUAGGAUUGUUGGACUUUAUACUUUUUUAUUUUAUUAUUGUUUAUUAUUCCAUGAACGGAGUUGCAUAUCUGUUAUGUAUUUUGGGGUUACUAUUAUUCCGUAGUAAGGAAGCACCGGGGGAUUCUUGGUAAUAUUCUGGCGGGAGUUUCUCGCAACCACUGCAAUGCACCAUGGUGGAAUUAAAAAAUGGAAUACACAGUUAAAGUAACGUCGUUGUGGGAGUCUAUGUUGGUUAUACCGGAAACCUGCGAAGAGGUACAAAUAUAACAAAGACAAAAUAUUAUUUUGCGGAAACUAGGCCACAAUUCCGCGUGACGUCACCUUGUUGCCGGAAGACGCUCUGCAGCACAUCUGAAUGAAGCAUGGAGUGAAGGGAAGGACAGCUCACAGCUUCAAGUCAAGAGAGACAGGAUGGUUCGUGUUUGUGCCUUUCCCGGCUGCGAAACAAAAAUGAAAAGGUACAACCCAGAAACGUUUCAUAGGCUGCCACUGCGGUACGAUGACCGGUCUCUCGUGAACUCGUGGCUAAUCGUCUUGAAUAUGGAUAUCGAGACGCCAUACGAGACGCUGAUUCGGAAGGAUUACCGUGUCUGCAGUGCUCAUUUCGAUGAGGACGACUUCGUCGUUCCUAAGAGAGCUGCAGACCCUAAUAACCCAAAGAAAGUUUCCUUGAAGAAGUGUGCUGUUCCACGAGUGAAGGCAAUGGCUACGGAUAGACUGGAGACUGCGCCGUGUGAGGAGAGCUGCCCCGAGAUAACCUUUGACGUAUCAGAGUUUAACUUUGAGGAAAACAAUUGUUCAAAUGAAGACGGAGGGGAAGAAGAAAACAUUUGUUCUAAUGAAGAAGGAGAAGAAGAAGAAGAAGAAGAAAAAAAGAUGAUUGACAACCCUGAUUCAGACUGGGAAUUGGAACUAUCCGACAUAUUGGAGAGCGAUGACUCUGACCAAUUGGAGAGCGAUGACUCUGAUUCAGAAUUGCUUAGAAGGGUACGUCAACUUUGUCCAGAAUGCGGUGCCUUUUACUUUACGUCUAAGACUCACACAUGCGAGUAUAAAAUCAAGCCAGUUUCCUGCAACGUUUGUGGUAAGAAAUGCGUGGACAAAAGUGCCCUGAAAACUCAUAGCCGUAUCCACAAGGAAAGCUAUGAGCACCCCUGCAAGUUCUGCAUGGUUUCCUUUAAAACAAGACUUGAUAAACAGGCCCAUGAGAGAGCUCACACCCACAAAGCAAAACCAUAUGAAUGCCCUGACUGUUCCAUGGCAUUUUCCAAGCUCCCUGCACGCAAUUUACACUUGAAAGGCCACAGGGGUCCCAAAAUGUUUCCCUGCUCCUAUUGUUCUUUAGAAUUCCGGACUCGCCACUCUUUCGACCGACACAUGGUGGUGCACAAUGGUGUGAAGCAAUUUCUUUGCAAGUUCUGCUUUCGUUCCUUCAACCAGCCGGGCCACCUCACAUCCCACCUGCGCCUGCACACCGGGGAGAAGCCCUACCAGUGCAAGCAUUGUGACGAGAGCUUCAAUCACAACGUGAGCCUGAAGAGUCACGUUACGCGGUACCACAAAGGAGCCUCUGACUCGGAGCCUAUGGGGGACACACCAGAGAGGAUGGAACCACCAGGAACCGGUAUAGAGGAGGUGAAUGUGGAGCUGGUCAUUGGAGACACCGAGGAUACAGUUGGGGAUGUUAUCGACGGAGACCCUAAUCUGAAAGAAGUAGCAAAGCAGUUCAAGAAGUCUGAUUAUAGGUCCAUGGGUAGACCCAAAGGAAGGCCCAAAAUACGCUCUUCAACGAGGGAGAAAGACUUGAUUUUCGGUUCUGCCAGGGGAGGCCCCGGACCCAACCACAGCAGCUGAUACGUCAGAGGAGGUUCAUUUGAGGAGAGCCACAUCCAAAAACAUUGAAAGUGAUGGCAGUGACAGGGAUCGAACCUCUGAAUUUACAGUAGAGGAUGACAUGCAGGAAACCAAGGUACUGAGGAAGGGCAAGUCGAAAGCCAGCCAGAGACCAAAGUCCUUGACCAUGCAGAGGAUGUUUUUGAGAGUGACUCGGACAAUGACCCUAAAGAAGAGGAGGCUAAAGUGAUAGACAAGGCCUCAGACGUCAGGAAAAGUAGGACGACGUAGAGGAAGGCCAAGGAAAAAUCUAGUUGUCUAAAAGUCAUAAUUUGGAAGUAUUUAAUUUUUCUAAUGUGUACAGGAAAAACUUGACUAAACAAGAUUUGCCAGAACAGAUUGGGUCUACGCAACUGUCUUUACUCUAGGAUAAUUGCAUUGACAAGAAUAUUGCAAUUACAUAUGGAAUAUAAAUAUUUGAUGUGAUGUGUGAUUGUGUCGUUAAAAAUAUUAUUUGACAAUGAAUGUGUCUUUGAUGCCAGAUAUUCAAGUUUAUCAAACAAUUUGCCUUUGCGUUUGUUGUUGAGCAGUCCUCCUUAGACUGCCCUAGCAACUAUAAAAAUGUAAUAUUUAAUUAAAAAAUUGAUAACGAUUUUAAUUUGGUUCGAUGCGCUUGAUAUUUGUGAUUGUCUUACAUUCUCUAACGUCACAACCAAGUAUAUUUUGUCUGCACAUCAAAUAAACAUGGCUAGUUGUAAUUCAAAAGGCUCAAAUAAUUUUGAACUAUUUGCUACAUACUUUUCCCUCUGAUGGAUUUACUUGGGGUUCCAACCUGUACAUUUUUCUUGUCUUUAACCAUAACAUGCAAUGAUAUAGAUAGAAUAACCUUAUUUUUAUGCACUUAUUCCCUUACUUCAAUCUUAUCCAUAUGACAUUUUCAAACGAAACCGUCAACUAAAUACUUAAAUCCUAAAUUGGAUCUUGUGAUUUCAGUUUGAUAUUGUAAACUGUUACUAGUUACCAAGAGUAAAAACUAAAAAUCUAUAACAUUGGUUUUUGGCCCUCUUUUGUGGUAGUGUCAUCUGCAAGUGUAAAUUCUGCAUUCUGACUUGUAGUGAACUGUGAUAUCUGUUAAACUGGACGGGGAAUCCCAUGCAUGAAUUUUCUUCAUUUGUUGAUACAUCUUUUUAAUUGUCAUACAACUUUUCCUACAUCGUUUCUUUUCCUAAAUCCAAGACUAGGUCAAUGUAUGAGUUGUCCUUAAUAUUCCUAACCGUGCCUUCUCCUGUAUAACUUCUAUGCGACCAUUAUUACUAAUAGGUGCAUUUUAGAGAGUAACUCAUCUAAUCUAAAUAGCUCUGCUACUAAUGUAUUCGAAACCAUCUGAUGUGUAAUGCUGUCACAUCCGCGUGUGUUCAAAACACUUCAAGUCCGAAGACUUCAAGACAGACUUCAGGUAUACAAUCAUGGGCACCAGAUCCCGGACCGAACCCACAUUAGACGCGGUCAGGUCGAUCUUUCCGUGGACCUUUCCUAAUGGUCAGAGUUUACCCACGGACACAGUCCCCCCACUGAGGGAAAGCCCGAUGGAGACUGCGCCGUGUGAGGUUAGCUGCCCCGGGAUAACCUUUGAAGUAUCAGAGUUCAACUUUGAUGAGGAAAGCAAUUGUUCAAAUGAAGAAGGAGGGGAAGCAGCAGCAGAAGAAGAAGAAAACAUUUGUUCUUAUGAAGAAGGGGAAGAAGAAGAAGAAGAAGAAGAAAGGAUUGAAGAAGAAGAAGAAGAAAGGAUUGACGACGCUGAUUCAGACUGGGAAUUGGAACUAUCUGACAAAUUGGAGAGCGAUGACUCUGACCAAUUGGAGAGUGAUGACCAUGACCAAUUGGAGAGCGAUGACCAUGACCAAUUGGAGAGCGAUGACUCUGAUUCUGAAUUGCAUAGAAGGGUACGUCAACUUUGUCCAGAUUGCGGUGUCUUUUACUUUACGUCUAAGACUCACACAUGCGAGUAUAAAAUCAAGCCAGUUUCCUGCAACGUUUGUGGUAAGAGAUGUGUGGACAAAAGUGCCCUGAAAGCUCAUAGCAGUAUCCACAAGGAAAGCUAUGAGCACCCCUGCAAGUUCUGCAUGGUUCCCUUUAAAACAAGACUUGAUAAACUGGCCCAUGAGAGAGCUCACACCCACAAAGCAAAACCAUAUGAAUGCCCUGACUGUUCCAUGUCGUUUUCCAAGCUCCCAGCACGCAAUUUACACUUGAAAGGCCACAGGGGUACCAAAAUGUUUCCCUGCCCCCAUUGUGCUUUGGGAUUCCGGUAUCAUGGCCCUUUGGAACGACACAUGUUGGUGCACACAGGCAUGAAGGAGUAUGUGUGUGAGUUCUGCCAUCGCUCUUUCAAACAGCCGGGCCACCUUAAAUCCCACCUGCGUGUGCACACCGGGGAGAAGCCCUUCCAGUGCCAGCACUGUGACAAGAGCUUCAAUCACAACGUGAGCCUGAAGAGUCACGUUAUGAGGUACCAUAAAGAGGGAGUGUCAAAUUUUGGGCCUAGCGGACCUGUGAAACGGACCAAAAGGGCGGAAUUUCAGUCCAUGGGUAGACCCAGAGGAAGACCUAAAAGAGAGGCAGCAACUAGAGAGCAAAACUCUGUUCCUGCGGUGCGAACCACAGCUGCUGAGAUGGCAGGGAAGGGACGGUUGAGGAGAGACUCUUCCAAAGACAUUGAUGGUGAUUGGAGUGAUGGGGACCGAUCCUCUGAACUGACAGAAGAGGACAAGAUGGAGGAAGUGAGGAAGAGCAAAAGGAAAUCCAGCCAUAGUUCCAAGACUUUUUCUAUUGUAGAGAAUGAUUCGGAGAGCGACUCGGACAGUCGCCCUGAGGAGGAGGCUAAGAAGAGUAAAGUGGUGAAAAGGGAGAAAACUAAACCUCUCAAUCAACAUUAAAAUCCAUUUAAUUGUUUAAAUGUGACAUAUCUAACAUACAAACACUUCUUUCGGGAACUGAGUGGGUAUAACAAAAUAGGUAUUGGUUUGGGAUUAGGGAAAUUUGGAUUGAAGAAUUUUCCUAUUUUGUAUAGUGUAAAUAUUGUAUGGACAGGCAGUGGGCAGUUUUGUUUCAUCUUUGUAUUAAUAUUUGAAAUACUUUUUUGAAAUUCUAUCUAAUUACAUAUUCCCAGGAGGUGGAAUAACUGGGACUAAUGGUGAGUGUUCUUCAUGUGUAAUAUACAACGGUAUCAUAAGGUUGCCAUUAUUAUAUUUUUGGGAUUUCAUUAGUUAGUCUGGUGACUUUGUAAGUCUCUGGACACAAUCUUUGUCUUUGAUGUCUGUGUUGAAUGCAAGAUUAAAUUUUGCAUCCUUUUAAGUCAUUAUUAUUGAUUGCUCCAUUAAAAUUGAGUGCUUUCCCUGAAUUGCUCUAGCCCAUUUAACGGUCCUCGUUCCCAAAAUAUCCACGUUCUUUGCAUGUCAGUCGUGAAGAGGACACACUUUUCUUAAAAGGGUGCCUGUUGAUAUCAUUCCUUUGAAAUAGCUUUCUCCGGUAAUUUCCUUCGUGUGCUGCAAUUUGAAAUGUUUCCUAGCUCUAGCGCUUUACCCCAAUGACAGCGACGGUCGCUGGUUGUGCCAGGUUGAAGGCGGGGGAGGCAGCGCAGCAAGCUACAAGACUAGUCGCCUGCAGCGAAUGGAUCCCCUGGAUCCAGCGUGGAUCAAGCUGGCCUCAGCCAUACAUUUGCCAGCCAGCACCACAGCCCAAGGCCCCCUGCUCAUAGAGGGAGCUGGGGAAUACCGAGGGCUGUUCAGGGCCGCUUGUAGAGCUACCACUGCGGCCCAGCUGUUGGGUCUCUCUCCUCCCCGCCGGGCCAGACACCCUAUUCCACUUAUACCAGUUUCCGACAUUGAUAAGAUAUUUUGUACUUUCAUUUAUAACGUUAUUACUCGUAAAACAACUCAAUGAGCUGAAAUCUAAAUAAUAGGCGAUGGUGAUUUGUGCAUAUUGUUUCUGGGUUAAUAUAAAUAAUGCUCCCUCUUGGAACUUGGGAGGGACUCAUCAGGCUAUGUAUUCAAUAAUUAGUUAGCUCUUAAAUCUUUUAUUACAUUUUUUGAUUAUUUUACAUUUUGAUAGUAGUUUAAAGUUUAAAGUAAUUGCAAGGUAAAAGUUACAAGAAGUACUUCGACAUUGCUGUUUGAACAUUUAAUUUAAUGUUCCCAUGGAAAUCAUUUCAUUUUCGGUUUCAUCAACUCUGGACACAGUGAGGUGGUUGGAUAGACAUUCAACCAAUCAAAGCCACGGACCUCGUGACGCUCCGCUGAGCGACGGAAGAAUGUAAACAGGAGCAGGUAAUGGUGCAUCACAGAUAUGUCUGUGGACGAUUGGUGCCGUUUUUGCCACAAGUAUUUGAAAACACUAGGUAUCAUUAGCCACUCGACCUUGAUUUUCAGAGUAACAGGAAUGGCCAAAACCGUCUUUCAUCGCCUUGUCGAUCUGGGAUUGACUUUGAGAAAAAGUCCUGAAAGAUCCAUGCGAUCGUGUCGGAACUGUAUCACCCUACUCUCUAGAAUCGAGAGGGAUUUAGCAGUCUUCAGAAAAUGGGAAGUCCAGGAAAAACAAGCCGAUUCAAACGAAGGAGCGUCGGGCUCCACAACAGCAGAUAAAGGGGAUCUGGAGACUGCUCCUUCAAAGACGUACAGGGCUCCAAAAAAGACUGCACCAUGUGAGGAGAGCUGCCCCGAGAUAACAUUUGACAUAUCAGAGUUUAUCUUUGAUGAGGAAAGCAAUUUUUCAACUGAAGGAGGGGAAGCAGAAGAAGAAAACAUUUGUUCGAAUGAAGUAGGGGAAGAUGAAGAUGAGAUUGCCGUCUUUGAAACAGAAGAUUUUGACCAAUUGGAAAGCGAUAACUAUGACCAGUUUGAAAGCGAUGGCUCAGAUUCUGUAUUGCAUGAAGGUUUACAGCACCUUUGUCCAGAAUGUGGUGUCUUUGUCUUCACGUGCAGGAUUCACAUUCACACAUGCAUGGAUAGUAACAAGCCGUUUUCCUGCAAUGUUUGUGGCAAGAGCUGUCUGGACGAAAGCGCCCUGAAAGCUCAUAACAGUAUCCAUGGGGAAAGCUUGCCCUUAAAAACAAGACUUGAUCAACCUCCCCAUGAGGGAGCCCACAUACCCUGUGCAAGACCACAUAAAUGCCCUGACUGUUCCUUGUCGUUUUCCAACCUCCCUGCACUUAAUUUACACGUCGAAGGUCACAGCGGCCCGAAAGUAUUUUCAUGCCCCUAUUGUACAUUGGAUCCCCUCACGGUCUCCGACACGAAUAGACACGUUAUGGUGCACACUGGCAUGAAGCAGUAUGUGUGUGAUUUCUGCAGUCGCUCCUUCAACCCUCAAAGCCACCUUAAAUCCCACCUGCGUGUGCACACGGGUGAGAAGCCCUUCCAGUGCAUGCACUGUGACAAGAGCUUCAAUCACAACAUGAGCCUGAAGAGUCACCUCAUGGGGUUCCAUAAAAUAGUUUCCCUUAUGGCUAGACCCUCGGUGCCAAGCCAACCAGGGCCCUCGGGGCCCCCUGCAACAGGGGGGACAAACUCUAUUCCUGCUGUGCAAGGGAAGGCCCUGGACCCAAUUACAACAGCUGACACGUUCGAUGUGGGCUAUUUGAGGAAACCCUCUUCCAAAGACAUUGAUGCUGAUUGGAAUGACAGGGUUCGAACCUCAGAGCUUACAGAAGAAGACAAGACAGAGGCAAGCAAGGCAGUGAGGAAGAGAAAGCGGAAAGCCAGCCUUGGACCAAAGACCUAUUAUAUUGCAGAGAAGGAUUUUGAGAGUGACUCGGAUAGCAGCCCUGAGGAGGAGGGUGAGAAGAGACAAGCUGUCAAAAGUGAGGAAAUAGGACGAUAUAGAGGAAGGCCUAGGUAGAAAUGUUGAAUGUUCAAACAAAAUGUAACCAGAACUGGGUGUAUGUAUUUGUUGGGGUUGGGUUUAAGAAUAAAGGCAUUCAAAUGUAUUCCCAUUAUGUAACUAAAUUACACAUUGGAUGCUCAGUGAUUUCUACCACCAUUUCUAAUGGACGCAAGCAGCAAACAAGACCAUUGGUCUUGUUUUUACAAUUUUAUAACUGGGCAAAAUAAUUGUUUGCUGUCCAAUUAUCACCACAAUCAGAUGAAAUAAAUGGCUUAAAAGGCUUUAAGCCAUUUAUUUAAUCUGAUUGUUGCUGAGCAGAGCUUUUGCUGUCAUUGACUCCAUGUUUCUGAGAACCCACGUAAAGUUAAUACUAAAUACCCCAAAUAAGCUGCAAAGCCUUGUUUGAUCUUAUAUUGACAAAAGCGACCAUAAGACACACAUUUACAUUACUUGUUUAACACUAACAUUUGUUUGGUAACACCUGACACACAGGGUUUGAUCAACCAUUAAUUCAGCAAUUCCAUAUCUAUCAUUGUUAUAUCGGUUAGUGUUAACUAUUAAAUAAUGUUUUGAUUAAUACCGUCCUUAGUUGACCUACAUUAACAUUAACUUACUUAAGAUGACAACCAUUUGUAAACAUUACUACUAAAUUUAAAGAAAUAAUUUAGUAACUAAAUUAUUUUCAGAUACAUUUUUUUAACUGUUAACUGUCAAAUAUCUGUUUGUUAAUGAUCAUUACUGGCUUUAACUAAUGUUAAUUAAUGGUAACAUAAUGCACCCUUAUUGUAAGGAGGUGCCAUUUUUUUAUGCCCAUGUAUCACUGUCCAUUUUAUAUAAACUAAAAUGUCAGUCUUAACGUUGUAGUUGCUGUUUAUUAUUAAUGAAAUGCCAAUUUGUACGUAAACAUGCCAAGCUUUGGCUGCCUUUUUCUGGUACGCUAAGUUGAGUGAAUUGAGAAAAACAUUGUUGUUGGUGGCUAUAACGAAUUAGUGCUAGGUUACACAUUAUUAAACCUUUCUUCAUACUUUUAUACAAUAUCUUUUAAAUGAAAAUUUGGUGCCUAUUUAUUGCCGUGGAUUUGCAAGGAACUUAUGGAAGUAAUCAUUUAAAAUCGAAAUACUUGACUACAGUCAGUCAUUAUAUACAUGUUGUCAUAGUGCAUAAUUCCUCUAGGUGUCCUCCUUGUGCCACCAAUACUGAAAUAAUUGUAACGGCUUUUUUUUUUACCUAAUGGCUCUUCUUCUAAAAUAACUCAUCGUGCCCAUUUUAUACAAUUUGGAAGGAGCAGCUGUUGUGCCCCAUUUUCCUUCAUUCCUUUUCUUAUUAUCUAACCAAAGAACACUCUGUUGUACUGCUGCUUGAGGAUGAGUGCUCAGGUAAAAGUGCAUCUCUUUCUACCAUCUGCUUUGUCUCUAAUAUUGGGGCCACAUCAGACUUAAAAAUGUCACGUCAGUGAAUAACUGCUGAUUUGUUCUUUUUAAUAUUUCAGUUAGCACACUUUGCUAUCCCUGGUAAUUUCCCCGUAUUGCACAAAUGAAACCUUUUUAAAAAGGAGAAUAUCAUUUUAGUUAAUAACUCACAAAGCAGAUUUCAUUAAUUAAGUCAGUCGACCCUGACUUGUUUGUUUUGCCAUGACAAGCAGGUCUUGUGAUUUGUUUUUUAUUGUUCAUUAUUAUUCAUAGACACGAGGGAGUUUGAUUACUACACCGCUUAUGUUUAUUCGAUAUGCAUGUAUUAUGAUUAAAACAGUCUGUCCAGAUUACCAAGCCUUCUUUGCAUGUCUGCUUAAGAGGACAUGGGUCUCUUCAAAGGCUACCCAUUGUCCUCCUUCUCUUUCAUUUAGCUUUCUCCUGUCAUUUCCUUUGUGUACUGCAAUUACACUUGAGCUGCAAUAUUCCAUGUCCCCCUUUUUUCUGUCUUAUAAUGACCUUAAAUGGUGCACUGUUCCAUUGACUUUAAUCUUGCUGUUAUUUUUAAACAAUCACAGAGCCUUUGUAUACUUUGUUGGUGAUUCUUUUCUCUGAUCAAUAACGGCUGCGCUUCUCUCUGAAUCCUCAUUCAUUUCUGUUCUUUUUCUCCUUCUGUCUGUCACACGGUGAGAAGCCAUCCAACAAAAACAUCUCACACAAAUACAAGAUUAGCUUCAAAGAAGAUUGCCCUGCGAGCCACAAUGGUUCAUGUUUAUGUGUGCUAUGUGUGGUCAUCGAUAGAUGAAUGACUAGAUUGAAUAUUGAUGAAAGAUGAACCAAAUUAUAGUUUUCUGGUGAAUACGUACGUUUUAAAUGGUAGAUGGACUGCAUUUAUGUAGCACUUUUCUAACCAGUGGCCACUCAUAGCGCUUCACAAUAUUGCCUCACAUUCACCCAUUCAUGCACACAUUCACACACCGACGGCGGCGUCAACCAUGCAGGGAGACAGCCAGCUCGUGAGGAGCAGUAAGGGUUAGGUGCUUGCUCAGGGACACCUCGACACUAUAGGAGGGGCCCGGGAUCGAACUAGCAACCUUCCGGUGACCAGCCAACCCGCUCUAUUUCCUUAGCCACAUGCCGGCAAUUUGAUAAACUCAUAUGAGCAGUAUUAAAACGUGUUUAUGCUACCUACUUACGGCAAGAACAACCAGUAGCAGGGCUUACAGGUUGUACAGGGCCGCUAAUGCUUGAGUUCGUUUGGCUGACUUUACUUGAGCUAUAAUGUUCAAACUGCCCCUGAUGUUGCAGACCAUGUUUCUUCUGUGAGGUCUGUACUCUGUACAAUGGAGAGUGGUACAUUGUUGUAAUAAUGCUGCGAGGAUUGGUAAUAUCACUGUG
Messenger RNA from Gadus chalcogrammus (walleye pollock), 10913 nucleotides. RefSeq names its product zinc finger protein 271-like. The transcript is spliced from 4 exons. Gene Ontology annotation, cellular component: nucleus. Gene Ontology annotation, biological process: regulation of transcription by RNA polymerase II. NCBI's taxonomy places the organism in Eukaryota, Metazoa, Chordata, Actinopteri, Gadiformes, Gadidae. Bases 805 to 2247 code for a protein of 480 amino acids. Gene Ontology annotation, molecular function: DNA-binding transcription factor activity, RNA polymerase II-specific; RNA polymerase II cis-regulatory region sequence-specific DNA binding. The record is from RefSeq and is a predicted model, not a curated record.